AUGAAUCAAUCAUCAAGACUGAAGAAUAUCUUGAAUGAAAGAACUGAUCUAUGGGACGAUGAAACUGACAGUGAGACGUCUUCAAUUGAUCGAACGGAAGUCUCUGUGAAUAGUUCCGGUUUAUCAAUUUUACCCAAUUUAUCAAAUGUAAAUACAUGUCGAAAACAUUUAGCUUCUUUAACUGCAACGGUGUCAUCCCCACAAGUUAUUUAUAUGAUGCCUCCAGCGAUAGAUAAUCGUUCGACAUCGCAUUGCCAUUGCCGGUCGAAAUCGAAACGCCAUUGUCGAUCUAGUUCGUCAUCAUCAUCUGAUCAAUCUCGACGGCAUCGAAGAAAACGUAUACUGACAAUCUUAUCUUCAGAUAGCAGUAGCGAUAGUAGUCAAGAUGAUGCUUUCUUUUCGCCGGGUGCGUCUUCUCAAAUGAUAACAACUAAUCAACAGCAUCGAUCCGAUCAUUCACAAGGUCAAUUGUCACCUUCGCUGCCUCCAUCAACUAAUAUCGAUUCGAGAACGAACAGCAAUAUUAAAAAUCAUCAGGAACUUGUGUUCACUUCAUUUCUACAGCGAAAACGUCAAGAAAAUAACGAAGAAAUAGAAUCAAUGUUAAAGGACACACAGUCCAAGCAACAUUCCAAUGUUAAUUCCUGCAAUAUUGUCGAAACAACCUUUGAUUCACAUAUUUGCUCUGAAACUAUUUCUGAUCGCCCAAUCAUUCACGUUAAAGAUGACGACGAAGAAUACGAUAGUACCACCGAAAAGCUCAUUUCGAUGAACAUGACACAACUGACAGAAGAAAUGAUCAAUCGUGAGUACCCUCAACCGAAAAUAUACCUCGAACGUAUUUAUCUUGACGACAGUAUUCCGAUAUACGAUUCAAGUUGA
Molecule: messenger RNA, 882 nt
Organism: Adineta ricciae
Lineage: Eukaryota; Metazoa; Rotifera; Eurotatoria; Adinetida; Adinetidae
Source: the annotation of a GenBank genome assembly